Pelobates fuscus (common spadefoot toad) is the source of this 1532-nucleotide messenger RNA. RefSeq names its product phospholipase A2 group XV (gene PLA2G15). The coding region runs from base 287 to 1522 and encodes 411 amino acids. Gene Ontology annotation, cellular component: lysosome. The transcript is spliced from 6 exons. Gene Ontology annotation, biological process: ceramide metabolic process; phosphatidylcholine metabolic process. Lineage: Eukaryota; Metazoa; Chordata; Amphibia; Anura; Pelobatidae. The record is from RefSeq and is a predicted model, not a curated record.
CUUCGGCCUGUGCGAGCUGAUUGGAUGGGGCCGUAGAAUGUCAUCGCCUGUUCAGUUAUAAGGAAGUGGUAGAUAGGCUUCCUCCUAUCUGUGAGAAUAUAUUUUAUUCCUUCCAAAUUCCGUUUCGUUCCAUUUAAACGGUGUUCACAUAGUUACUGCUUUUAUAUGGGCAUUCAUCCCCCCCUACGUUUUAUUUAUUCGUAUAUCACGUGACGUCCCUUUAAAUUUCCCCAGACCCAUCCCCUUUUGUAUUUAUUAGAUUUUAACGUAAUGCUCGGGGAAAGAGAUGAAUUUUGAGGGUAGAGCUUUCAGCUUGAUAUUUAUUAUUUUUACUGGUUUGUCGCGGGUUUCAAACAGUAAACCCUCAUGUGGAGUUAGCGGCUGCUCCCCAGGGCCACCUGUAGUAUUGGUUCCAGGUGACCUGGGGAACCAACUGGAAGCAAAGUUGGAUAAACCUUCAGUUGUGCAUUAUAUGUGCUCAAAGAAGACUGAUUAUUACUUUACUCUUUGGCUCAAUCUCGAGUUGCUGCUUCCACUAGUUAUUGACUGCUGGAUUGAUAACAUCAGAUUGGUUUUCAACAUGACCAGCAAAACCACAGCUCCUCCUGAGGGUGUAGAUAUCAGGGUUCCAGGAUUUGGACAAACCUACCCCCUCGAAUUUCUUGAUCCUAGCAAAAGAUCUGUGGGUAUAUACUUCUUCACUUUGGUGGAGAAUAUGGUGCAGUGGGGGUACACGCGUGAUAAAAAUAUGAGAGGUGCUCCGUACGACUGGCGCAAAGCUCCAAAUGAGAACAAGGAAUACUUUGAGGCUCUUCGGAAACUGGUGGAGAGUAUGUAUGAAUCGUAUGGAGGUCCUGUAGUAAUGAUUGCACACAGCAUGGGGAACUUGUACACACUCUAUUUUCUCAACCAUCAGACUCAGGAAUGGAAAGAUAAAUAUAUCCAUUCUUUUGUGGCUCUUGGUGCCCCAUGGGGAGGUGUAGCUAAAACACUCCGUGUUCUUGCUUCUGGUGAUAAUAAUCGUAUUCCAGUAAUAAGUUCCCUUCGGAUCCGUGACCAGCAACGCUCAGCUGUAUCAACUAACUGGCUUCUCCCAUAUAACAACACUUGGCCUCCUGACAAAGUUUUUGUUAGGACUCCAACCACCAACUACACACUGAAAGACUACCAGAAGUUCUACAGUGACAUUGGUUUUCUGGAUGGUUGGGUAAUGAGGCAAGAUGUAGAGGAACUGAUUUCAUCACUUACCCCUCCAGGGGUGGAUAUUUAUUGCCUCUAUGGCACUGGUGUGGACACACCUGAUUCAUUUGUCUAUGAUUCUUUUCCUGACAAAGACCCCAAUAUUAUUUUUGGACCAGGGGAUGGGACUGUUAACUUACAAAGCGCCUUGCAAUGCCAAAGAUGGAAAAAUCAACAGAAGCAGAAAGUAUAUUUGGUGGAGCUUCCAGGGAAUGAGCACAUUGCUAUGAUGUCAAAUUUUACUACGAUCUCUUAUGUCAAACGUGUACUUUUUGGAGUCUGAAAUAAUAGAA